AUGGCCGCACGACCGCCCAUCGCAUCGCCAGUGGCUGCGGUACCGCCGUUUCCGACCGGCGCCGCCAUCAACGUCAACGUCCCCGAGAACUCGUCCGUCUGGGACCGGUUAACGACAUGGGCCUCCGAGAACAAGGCCGCGGUCUACACAAUUGCUGGUAUUGCCGUGGUUGUGACGGGCGCGGGCGUGGUGUACUACUCGAAGAAGGCCGCGGCCCAGGAAGCCACGCCAAAGCUGAGCAAGAAGGAGCGGCGGAAACGGAAAGAGGCUGAGCGCAAGGCCGCUGCAGAGGGCAAGUCGGCGUCGGCGACUGAGAGCGACGACUCGUCGUCCAAGAAGACCACGGCCGCCUCCGUGGCCCCCGCCGCCGAGGAGGAGCUGCCCGAGAUCACCGAGGCGUCGGUCGGCGCCAUGAGCCUCGACGAGCGCAAGAAGAUGGCGCUCAAGCUUAAGGAAGCCGGCAACAAGGCAUACGGCGCCAAGGACCUGGACCGCGCCAUUGACCUCUAUUCCAAGGCUAUCCUGUGCAAGCAGGACCCCGUGUACUACUCGAACCGCGCCGCAUGCUACAGCGCCCUCAACAACUGGGAAAAGGUCGUCGAGGACACGACUGCCGCCAUCAACAUUGACGCCGAGUACAUCAAGGCCCUGAACCGCCGCGCCAACGCCUACGACCGCCUCGGCAAGUACAGCGAGUCGCUGCUCGACUACACCGCCAGCUGCAUCAUCGAUGGCUUCAAGAACGAGGCCAGUGCCCAGGCCGUCGAGCGCCUGCUCAAGAAGUUCGCAGAGACCAGGGCCAAGGAGAUCAUGGAGACCCGCUCCGCCAAGCUGCCCAGCCCGACCUUUGUCGGCAACUACCUGCAGAGCUUCCGCCCCAAGCCGCGCCCCGCCGGCCUCGACGACGACGCCGACCUCGCCGAGAACUCAGGCAAGGGCCAGCUGCGCCUGGGCCUGCAGUCGCUCGACAAGAAGACGGCCGACGGCUACGAGGAGGCGUCUGCCGCCUUCUCCAAGGCCGUCGCCCUCGGCAACCUCGGCGAGUUUGAUGCGCUGGCCUACAACCUGGUUGGCACCUUUGCCUGCCUGCUGGGCAAGCACGAGGAGGCGCUGACCGCGCUGACCAAGAGCAUCGAGCUGGACCCGUCCAUGACACAGAGCUACAUCAAGCGCGCGAGCAUGAACCUGGAGCUCGGCGCGCCGUCCAUGGCCGAGGAGGACUUUACCAAGGCGCUGGCGCAGAACAAGGACGACCCGGACAUCUACUACCACCGUGCGCAGCUGCACUUUAUCAAGUCCGAGUUCGGCGAGGCUGCCAAGGACUACCAGAAGUCGAUCGACCUCGACCGCGACUUUAUCUUCUCGCACAUCCAGCUCGGCGUCACGCAGUACAAGCUGGGCUCCAUCGCCUCGUCCAUGGCGACGUUCCGGCGGUGCGAAAAGAACUUUACCAAGGUGCCGGACGUGUAUAACUAUCACGGCGAGCUGCUCCUGGACCAGGGCCGGUACCAGGAUGCCAUUGAAAAAUUCGACAAGGCCAUUGAGAUGGAGAAGGAGACCAAGCCUAUGAAUAUGAAUGUCCUGCCCCUCAUCAACAAGUCGCUGGCCGUGUUCCAGUGGAAGCAAGACUUCUCCGAGGCCGAGAAGCUGUGCUCCAAGGCACUGAUCAUCGACCCCGAAUGCGACAUUGCCGUCGCUACCAUGGCCCAGCUUCUGCUGCAGCAGGGCAAGGUCACCGACGCCCUCACCUACUUUGAGCGCGCCGCCGACCUGGCCCGCACCGAGGGCGAGCUCGUUAAUGCCCUGUCGUACGCCGAGGCCACCCGCACACAGAUUCAUGUCCAGGAGAAGUACCCGGCCCUUGCGGCCAAACUCCAGGGCAUGGGCAGCGUCAUGCGGUAA
Molecule: messenger RNA, 1902 nt
Organism: Sporothrix brasiliensis 5110
Lineage: Eukaryota; Fungi; Ascomycota; Sordariomycetes; Ophiostomatales; Ophiostomataceae
Product: mitochondrial precursor protein import receptor tom70
Exons: 2
Coding region: 1-1902 (633 amino acids)
Biological process (GO): intracellular protein transport
Cellular component (GO): mitochondrial outer membrane
Molecular function (GO): protein binding; protein-transporting ATPase activity
Source: RefSeq, a predicted model, not a curated record